Messenger RNA from Neltuma alba, 931 nucleotides. RefSeq names its product repetitive proline-rich cell wall protein 2-like. Bases 26 to 931 code for a protein of 301 amino acids. The record is from RefSeq and is a predicted model, not a curated record. The transcript is spliced from 3 exons. Lineage: Eukaryota; Viridiplantae; Streptophyta; Magnoliopsida; Fabales; Fabaceae. Gene Ontology annotation, cellular component: extracellular region. Gene Ontology annotation, molecular function: structural constituent of cell wall.
AUAGCCAUAUUGAGAAGAAUCAUCGAUGAACUCAAACUUGCUAUGCCUCCUUUCAGGAGUGGUGUUUCUCACCACUUCUACCUUUGCAGAUUAUUAUCAACCUCCUACUUCUAAGCCUCCAGUAGAAAAACCACCUAUUUAUAAGCCUCCUACUAAGAAGUCACCCACUUAUAAACCUCCAGUCAAAAAACCACCUGUUUAUAAGCCGCCAGUUGAAAAACCUCCUGUUCAUAAGCCACCAGUUGAGAAGCCACCUGUGUACAAACCACCAGUUGAGAAGCCACCUAUGCACAAGCCCCCAGUACAAAAACCUCCUGUUUACAAGCCACCAGUUGAGAAACCACCUGUGUACAAGCCGCCAACUAAGAAACCACCUGUCUUCAAGCCACCAGUUCACAAGCCUCCAGUUAAGAAACCUUCAGUGUACAAGCCCCCAGUGGAGAAACCUCCUGUUUACAAGCCACCGGUUGAGAAACCACCUGUGCACAAGCCACCAGCUGAGAAACCACCCGUCUACAAACCACCAGUUAACAAGCCCCCAGUUGAGAAACCUCCUGUUUAUAAGGCCCCAGUGGAGAAACCUCCUGUUUACAAGCCUCCAGUUGAGAAACCACCCAUGUACAAGCCACCAACUGAGAAACCACAUGUCUACAAGCUACCAGUUAACAAGCCUCCAAUUGACAAACCUCCUGUGUACAGGCCCCCCGUGGAAAAACCACAUGUUUACAAAUCACCAGUUGAGAAACCACCAGUUAAAAAGCCCUCAGUUGAGAAGCCUCUGGUGAAAAAACCACCUAUUUACAAGACACCAGUUGAGAAACCACCUGUGUAUAAGCCGCCGGUUGAGAAACCACUUGUGUACAAACCCCCAGUUGAGAAGCCUCCUAUUUAUAAGCCACCAGUUGAAAAGCCACCAUCUUAUGGUCAUUAG